Messenger RNA from Andrographis paniculata, 2384 nucleotides. RefSeq lists its product as uncharacterized. The transcript has 13 exons. Bases 32 to 2080 code for a protein of 682 amino acids. NCBI's taxonomy places the organism in Eukaryota, Viridiplantae, Streptophyta, Magnoliopsida, Lamiales, Acanthaceae. The record is from RefSeq and is a predicted model, not a curated record.
CAGAACAGAAGCACGUUUGGUUUGGUUUGGUAUGGCAGAUAGCGAUGUGGCGGCGCUCCGUCUAUGUAUUAGUAUUAAUUUUGCGGGAUGUAAUUCUCCUGUUCCAUCAGAUUUCCGGAGCAUCCUUCUUUGUCGAUGUUUGCAGGAUUGGCUGCGGCUGAUGGCGGACACUGUAAUGGAGACUCACGACUGCGUUGUUAGGCCGAGGUUGAAUCCGCGGAGAAGGAAGGAAAAGGUUGUUGUAGGGUGCGGAGCUGGUUUCGGAGGCGAUAGGCCACCCGCCGCGCUGAAAUUGCUUCAACGAGUGAAGGAGUUGGACUAUUUGGUGCUGGAAUGUUUGGCGGAACGCACGCUGGCGGAGCGCUGCGCUGCUGUGAAAUCCGGCGGCAAAGGUUAUGAUCCUCGCGUUUCGGAGUGGAUGGAAAUGCUUUUACCUCUAGCUGUGGAGAGGGGUGUCCGCAUUAUUACUAACAUUGGUGCUAAGAGUCCAUAUGGUGCACAAGAAGAGGUUUUACAAAUUGCAAAAAAGUUAGGAAUUAGUGUAAGCGUUGGGGUGGCAUAUCAAUCAUCUGUAUCUGAAAUAGGACCGGACAAUAAACAGAAAGAUGUAGACGGUGAAGUUAGCGUGUAUCUCGGAGCAGCUCCUAUUGUUGAAUGUCUGCAGCAAUACACACCAGAUGUUAUAAUUACUUCUAGGGUUGCUGAUGCUUCAUUAUUCUUAGCUCCAAUGGUUUUCGAAUUAGGAUGGAACUGGGAUGAGUUGCACCUCUUGGCACAAGGUUCGCUUGCAGGCCACCUUCUGGAAUGUGGUUGUCAACUCACAGGAGGAUAUUAUAUGCAUCCAGGUGAUAAACACCGAAACAUGCCCUUCCAAGAACUCCUCAAUUUGUCCCUUCCAUUUGCUGAAGUUACCUAUGAUGGCACAGUUUGUGUAGCAAAAUCAGAAGGCAGUGGAGGAUAUCUCGACUUUAACACGUGCGCUCAACAACUUCUUUAUGAAGUUGGGGAUCCCAGUGCAUAUAUAACCCCAGACGUGAUUGUCGAUUUUUGUGAUGUUACAUUUCAUCCGCUGUCAAAUAGCAGAGUUCUCUGUUCUGGUGCAAAGCCUUCUUCUGAAUCAGUACCUAAAAAAUUAUUGCUACUAAGAUCAAAGGACUGUGGAUGGAAAGGCUGGGGUGAGAUAUCCUAUGGAGGUCUCAAAUCUAUUCAACGUGCAAAAGCUGCAGAGUUUCUGGUUAGGUCAUGGAUGGAAGAAUCAUACCCUGGUACAAGCAGUCUUAUUAUUUCCUAUAUUAUAGGUAUGGAUAGCAUAAAAGCAACAUGCAUCAGUGAUGUCAUAUCAGAGCAUAGCAAUGACAUUAGAUUAAGAAUGGAUGGCUUGUUUGAGAACGAGGCGCAUGCAAUUCAGUUCACGAAGGAGUUCAUAGCUUUAUACACCAAUGGACCUGCUGGUGGGGGUGGUAUCAGCACUGGAUGGAAGAAAGAGAUGAUUCUUGAAAAGGAAUUGGUAGAGCGCGAAUCCGUCCAUUGGCAAAUAUCGGCAGCCCAAAGCGAACCAUUCAGCUCAACUGCUUCAAGCAACUACCCUGCACCUACGAAGCCGAAUAAUCCUACAACAGAAUCGAAGUCCACAACAGUCCUCGGAAAUUCAAUCCACGAGCCGAUCAUUCCAGAAACUCGCCAAUCUCCUGCUCCCGCUGGCCAACAAAUUCCUCUGUAUGACAUAGCUCAUAGCCGGGCCGGCGACAAAGGAAAUGACCUGAACUUCUCGAUUAUUCCCCACCAUCCACCCGAUCUUCGGAGGCUUAAGUCACUUGUGACAGAAAAAUGGGUAAAGGAAGCGCUGUCGACACUUGUGAAUCCGACAUCCUUUCCGAGCUCGGAAGAUAUAGAAAAAAGAGAUAAAUGGAUGGAGGAGCAUGUUAGGGUGGAGAUCUACGAGGUUAGAGGGAUCCAUUCGAUGAAUGUUGUCGUCCGCAACAUCCUGGACGGCGGAGUGAACUGUUCUCGGAGGAUCGACAGGCACGGGAAGAGUAUCUCCGAUGUCGUACUCUGCCGGAAAGUUGUGCUGCCGCCGUGACACUGCAGUUGAUGAUGCAGUGCAAGUGCUCCUCCUUCAGUUCAUUCCUGUAUUUGUAAGGUACGCAAUUAUUGAAUUUAGCUGAUUUGUGUUUUGAAUUUUGGUCAUUUUUAUAGAUAAAAUCAUUGAUCUAUGUAUAACAUGGCUGAAUUAUACAAUUUUAGCAGUGAUGAAAGCACAUAAUACAAAUGUUAGUAUAAUGUUCAUGUGUCACAUGUUAUAAUUAGUUUAUAAGUAGAGUUGCCAACAUGGUCGAUUCGUAUUUAAUUGAAUAUUUUAAAUGGAUUAAAUAAUUUAAUUUUAA